Molecule: messenger RNA, 1434 nt
Organism: Yamadazyma jaroonii
Lineage: Eukaryota; Fungi; Ascomycota; Pichiomycetes; Serinales; Debaryomycetaceae
Source: the annotation of a GenBank genome assembly
AUGGCAGGAUUUUUAAAAGUCAAAGGAACGAAAAUUGUAGAUGAAAAUGAUGAACCAGUUAUUUUAAAGGGAAGUGCCACUGGUGGUCACUUGAAUAUGGAAAACUUUAUUACUGGUUAUCCAGGACAUGAAACUGAACAUAAACAAGUCAUUCUCAAGAAGAUCGGUAAAGAAAAAUUCGAUUUCUUCUUUGAUAAGUUUUAUGAUUAUUUCUGGACUGAAAGUGAUGCAAAAUUAUUUAAAUCCUUAGGUUUAAAUUGUCUUAGAAUUCCUUUCAAUUAUCGUCAUUUCAUUGAUGAUGAUGGUGAUAUGUUUACCAUUAAUCCUAAAGGAUUCGAAAGAUUAGAUAAAAUCAUCAAUUCAUGUUCUAAAGAAGGUAUCUAUACCAUUUUAGAUUUGCAUGCUGUUCCUGGAGGACAAAAUCAAGAUUGGCAUUCAGACUCCAAAAUUCAUUUCGCUUUAUUCUGGGAAUUCAAAGUUUUCCAAGAUGUUAUUGUUAACUUAUGGGGUAAAAUAGCUGACUAUUAUAAAGAUAAUCAAUGGGUUGCUGGUUAUAACCCAUUAAAUGAACCUGCUAGUUCCGAUCAUUCUAAAUUAGUUGAAUUUUAUACUAGAGUUGAAAAAGCUAUCAGAUCAGUUGACCCAAAUCAUAUUUUAUACUUAGAUGCUAACACCUAUGCUAUGGAUUUCCGUCAAUUCCCUGAUGAACCAUUCCCAAAUUCUGUUUACGCUAUUCAUGAUUAUUCUGUUUUUGGAUUCCCUAACUUAGAAGGUACUUUAUAUCAAGGUAAUGAAGAUCAAAAGGGUAAAUUGAAGAAACAAUACGAAAGAAAAGUUGAAUUCAUGAAGAAACAUAAUGUCCCAGUUUGGAAUGGGGAAUUCGGUCCCGUUUAUGAUAGUGAAGUUAGAGGUGAUACCAAUGUCGAAGUCACUAAUAGAGCUAGAUAUCAAGUCUUGAAAGAUCAAUUAGAAGUUUAUAAAAGUGGAGACCCAUCUGGUGAUGGUUCACCAAUUAGUUGGUCUAUCUGGGUUUACAAAGAUAUUGGUUUCCAAGGUUUAACUUAUGUUUCACCUAAAUCCAAAUGGUUCCAAGUAUUUGGGGAAUUCUUAUUGAAGAAGAAGAAAUUAGGAUUAGAUAAAUGGGGUAAUGCUAUUGAUGCUGAAUAUGACAAAUUAUAUAAAGAUUUGGAAAACCAUAUGUUAGAAAAUAUUCCUGAAGAACAUCAUAAAGCUUUAUAUCCAAAUGUUUGGACUAUAAGUGAUUAUUUAGCAAGAGUAUGUAGAGAUAUGUUAUUCUCCCAAUAUGCUCAACAUGAAUUUGCUGAUUUAUUCGUAGGCUUAUCUUUCGAAGAAUUGGAUGAAUUAGCUGCUUCUUUUAAAUUGGAAAAUUGUUUACAAAGGGAUGAAUUGAAUCAAAUUUUGAAAGAAUAUUAG